Molecule: messenger RNA, 1498 nt
Organism: Saccostrea echinata
Lineage: Eukaryota; Metazoa; Mollusca; Bivalvia; Ostreida; Ostreidae
Product: F-box only protein 39-like
Exons: 3
Coding region: 75-1355 (426 amino acids)
Molecular function (GO): protein binding
Source: RefSeq, a predicted model, not a curated record
ACCGAGGAGCCUUGGAUAGUGGCUGCAACUAGCAAGAAAUAAAAUCUGGCAAGUAUUUAUGGACUUCAGGAAAAAUGGAACAAUCUAUGUGGGAACAUCUUCCAGACGUUGUAAUAAUUGAGGUUUAUAAAUACCUCAAGGAUGAAGAAAAAGUCAAUGCGGCACUAACGUGCAAGAACUGGGGAAGAUUGUAUUAUACACCAUGUUUAUGGAGGACGAGGCAUUUUGAUGUUGGUGGAUACCGGAUACAUGCCAAUGCUUUGAAGGCCUGUCAGUUUGCUACCCUUCUGGGGAGGCACGUGCAUAAUUUAUCAAUCAACUGUAGCCACCCUUCAUACCACACAGCUAAACUUUUCCAAAAAACAAUGAAUGAAUUACUUUUUAAAAUGCGACACUCAAAAUUAAUUGAAUUCGAAUUAGAGAGACUGGAAUUAGAACGGUUCUGGAGAUGUGAAUCGGCAAGGGAUCGCCUGAUUUCAAGUUUUGUCAGAUUUUUCCGCUAUCAAAAUCGUUUACAGAUCUUUGAUAUGACAGCAGCGCAGUUUUCUUCCAUAGGCGGAAUUCGUGUUCUGGAAACACUUGGAAGCCAAUCCGGAGAUACCAUAAAAGAAAUGUACAUAGAGGAUUUCUUCCAUCCCCGCUUAGCAGUUUUCCAAGUGCCAAGAUACAUCAAUUGUUUAACUUUAUUCAAAAGUGUAGAAUUCUUAGCGUUAAAUUACAACUGUAUAUCGGAGGAAGUAAUCCUCCUUUUUGCUAAAACUUUAGCCGGAAAGCUCGAUAUGAUAAAUAUCAAAGUUUACAAAAAUGACCCAAGAUUUCAUAGGAUAAGUGGAAACGCAUGGAGAGAACUUAAACGUGCUUGUCCGAAGGUAAUAAUAACGUUUUGGUUCGAGAGCAUCGGUUUUAUGCACGAAAUCGUACCGAUUCUUGUGAAGGAAAUUCCUGUUCGCGAUUUUCACAUCUGGACAGGUUACGAUGAUGACGCAGACUGGAGGCUUAAUGAUACAAUACGUCAUCUUCACCUAACGUACAAACACUGCAUAGAUUCUGUGUCAUUGGAACUGGAUAACACCCAUGAAAUGGUAGAUGAGGAGAUUCUACAGCUAGUUAAGACGUGUAAAUGUCUAAGGGACUUAACACUUAAUGCUGUCAUCCUUGUCUCUACGGUUAGAGAGAUUAUGGAGCUUCAGCGAGAACGUAAAAUUGAGUUGAGAACACUUCGAGUGACUGCUUGUAGCCUAACAGAGCUAGAAUGGGCCCAACUGGCAGAAAUCAAAGAUUACUACAGCCCCAUGAUAGAAGAGAGAGGCCUUGAUUUCAAAUUCACAACAGAUUUAAUCAUUGAUUUUUCUUAACUUAAAAACCUAUAGCAAAACUCAAAUGCAUUGAACUACAUUACAUAAUGUUGCAUAAUUUAAGAUACAUUUAAAGUUUGUACAUUCACAAGAUAUUUAAUUCAGGUAUUUGAUUUCACUUUACAAUAAAAUGAUUGUAAAAC